GAUGUAAGUGACCAUGUCUUUGAGUUAUACUCGAAAAAUAUGGAGAAACGACAAAAUAACUUGGGGUUUGUAUCAAGUAAUGAAAAGGAUUUGAAGGAUGAAAUAUUGCAAAAAAUGGAGUUUAGUUUUGAGAUUAAACAGUCGUUGACGAACUUGUCAUCAAACACAGACUCAAGCACAACAGGAUAUGUUAUGUGGCAAUUGACUCCAUUUUUCCUCAAGUGGUUAUUGUAUUCCAAGCACCCAUUCCACGAUUUGAUAUUUGAACAUUACCAUGAGUAUCGAAGGAACAAUAAGAAAGAGUUAGUUAUAGUUGAGUUGGGAUCUGGUAUCAGUGGGAUCUCGGCAACAAUAUUGCUGAAUUUUUGUGAUAGAUAUAUCGCAACAGAUCAACAUAAUCUUUUGAAGCUUAUGAGAGAAAACAUAAUCAGCAAUUGCCAUUUGAAUUCAAUUAACUUCAAUUCAAAGACAAUUGGCCACCAGAAGAACAACCAAAGCCACAACCAUGUAACAAUCGAGAGCAUUGAGUUCGACUGGGAAGAGCCCUUGGAUGGUAUCUAUGAAUUGAACGAGGUUAUGGCUCUUGAGCAGGAAACAAGCUACUCGAGCUUGAUCAUUGCGUGUGAUACCAUAUAUAACGAGUAUCUCAUGGAGCACUUCAUCAAUGCAAUGGCAGCCAUCCACAGGAACAACGAUGAGAGGAAAGUGGUGGAUGUUGGAGCAUUGGUUGCGAUGCAGUUGAGAGACAACUGCAUUGUUCAGAUGUUUCUCGAAAGAUUGUUGGAAGCCCAGUUCGACGUCUUCCACUUACCAGAGGAGCUCUUGAGUGAUGAGUUGCAGAAUGGGUUUUCAAUAUAU
Ascoidea rubescens DSM 1968 is the source of this 858-nucleotide messenger RNA. RefSeq names its product S-adenosylmethionine-dependent methyltransferase (gene RKM5). The record is from RefSeq and is a predicted model, not a curated record. Lineage: Eukaryota; Fungi; Ascomycota; Saccharomycetes; Ascoideales; Ascoideaceae. The transcript is spliced from 2 exons. The annotation marks the transcript as partial.